This is a messenger RNA of Nannospalax galili (Upper Galilee mountains blind mole rat), 1413 nucleotides long. It is a transcript of the gene Dcstamp, whose product is annotated as dendrocyte expressed seven transmembrane protein. The transcript is spliced from 3 exons. The coding region runs from base 1 to 1413 and encodes 470 amino acids. Lineage: Eukaryota; Metazoa; Chordata; Mammalia; Rodentia; Spalacidae. The record is from RefSeq and is a predicted model, not a curated record. Gene Ontology annotation, cellular component: membrane.
AUGGGCCUCUGGACCUCAGGCACUGGUCUCUUCCUAAGGCUUUGGGGGACUUAUGUAUUUCCAAGAAGCACUGGCUGGACGGACUUCAUCCAACAUUUGGGAGUUUGCUGCUUUGUGGCUCUCCUUUCAGUGAGCCUCUUCUCAGUGGCCUUCUACUGGGCUCUGCAAUCAAUCACAGUGUUCUCUGCUGUCUGGAUGAUCACCUGUGCCCUUCUGUGCUGCUCCAAGCAUGCGCGGUGUUUCACUCUUCUAGCCUUCCUCUCCUGUGGCCUGCGUGAAGGCAGGAACGCUUUGAUUACAGCUAGCACAGGGGCAGUGAUCUUUGGACACAUAGAAAAUAUUCUUCAUAAUUUCAAAGGUCUUUUAGACAGUAUAACUUGCAACCUGAGGGUGAAGAGCUUCUCCAUACAUUUUCCACUUUUGAAACAAUAUAUUGAAGCCAUUCAAUGGAUUUAUGGCCUUGCCACCUCCCUGAAUCUAUUUGAUGAUCUCGUUUCUUGGAACCAGACCCUCGUGGUCUCUCUUUUCAGUCCCAAUCAUGCCCUAGAGGUCCAGCUGAAUGACACCAAAGGAGAAGUUCUGAGUGUCCUGACCCAUAUGAUGACCAUGACAGAGCUGUUGUCUUCCCUGGGCCAGAAGCUAUUGGCGCUUGUGGGGUUUCUGUUCAUCUUACUUGGCACUGGCCUCUUUAUGAAGCGAUUUUUGGGCCCUUGUGGCAGGAAAUACGAAAAUGUCUAUAUCACCAGGCAAUUUGUUCAGUUUGAUGAAAAAGAGAGGUGCCAGCAGCGACCCUGUGUCCUCCCACUGAAUAAGAAGGAAAGGAGGAAAUACAUUAUCAUCCCUUCUUUGCGGCUCACUCCUAAAGAAAGGAAAAACCUGGGACUGUUUCUCCUCCCCAUUGUGACCCAUCUGUACAUCUGGGUGCUAUUCGCAACUGUGGAUUAUCUGCUGUAUCGACUCAUUUCUUCAGUGAACAAACAGUUCCAAAGCUUGCCUGGGCUCGAGGUUCACUUGAAACUUCAUGGAGAGAAGCAAGGAACUCAAGAUAUCAUCCAUGAUUCUUCAUUCAAUAUAUCUGUGUUUGAACCCAGCUGCAUCCCUAAACCAAGGCUUCUUGUGUCUAAGACUUGGGUUCCUCUCAGUGUUAUUCUCGUGAUAGUAAUAAUCCUAGGACUACUGUCCUCCACCCUGAUGCAACUUAAAAUUCUCGUGUCAGCAUCCUUCUACCCCAAUGUGGAGAGGGAGCGAAUCCAAUACCUCCAUGCAAAGCUACUUAAGAAAAGAUCAAAGCAGCCACAGGGAGACGUCAAAAGGAAACGGAAUUUGUACUUUAAAAAGAUUCACUUCUGGCUUCCAGUCUUGAAAAUGACUAGGAAGAGACACAAGAGCAUUGCAACUGAAGAUGACCCAUGA